UGCAGCAUGGACAACCAAACUUUCAACGCAGAUAUUAUCCUCAUCGAGGGGUUGAAGGUCAGCCCCGAGUCCUCUGUCACCACCUUCGUCCUCCUUCUCCUCAUCUAUGUCUUCAUCAUGGUGUCCAACGUGGGCCUGGUGGUUCUGAUCUCCAUGGAGAGGAGCCUCCAUGAGCCCAUGUACCUGCUCUUCUGCAACAUGAGCGUCAACGACGUGUUCGGGGCAUCGGCCAUCAUCCCUCGCCUGCUGGGUUACGUUUUCACCGCCUUCACUGAGCGCUACAUCCGCUACGUCGACUGUGCCGUCCAGGCCUUCUGUGCCCACUUCCACGCCGGCACCUCCCAUGCCGUGCUCAUGGUCAUGGCCUUCGACCGCUACGUGGCCAUCUGCAACCCGCUGCGCUACACCAGCAUCGUGACCAACAGGAUGGUGGUGAAGCUGUCGGCUGGGGCCUGGACGGUGGCAUUCCUUCUGGUCGUCGUCCUUCUGGGCCUCAGCAUCCGGCUGACGCGCUGCAGACGGGUGAUCCUCAACCCGUUCUGCGACAAUGCCUCGCUGUUCAAGCUGUCCUGCCAGAACCUCCUCAUCAACCACAUCUACGGGCUCAGCAGCGCCGUGCUCCUCCUGGGCUCGUCACUCGGCAGCGUGACGCUCACCUACCUGAGGAUCGCCAUGGUCUGUCUGAGCAGCAAGAACAAGGUGCUGAACAGCAAAGCCCUGCAGACCUGUGCCACCCACCUGGCCGUCUACAUCGUCAUGCUGGUGUCGUCCUUCACCCCGAUGAUAAUGCACCGGCGGCCUGAGUGGGCCGACAACGGGAAGGUGGCGUCCGUCAUGUUCCAUGUUGUUCCUCCAGCCCUGAACCCGCUCAUCUACGGGCUGCAGUGCAAAGAGCUCAGGCAGAAGAUCAUCAGCGUGUUCCACAAGAACAAAGUCACGGGAGGUAAAAGCGUCGCGAAGGGACAAACUUUUCAGAAAUGACUCAUGAACCUGAACAAAAACAUCGUCACUGACAAAACAUCAAGACAUCAACAGCUUCAGGUGUCGUUCCAAAGACUUUUAUUUCAGACUUCAGUUUUAUAUGUUGCAAAAGUGUGAGGUUGGGAUGUUCUGAUCUAAUGAUCCAGUCCAGGUCAGCUAAUAGCUAGUCUCUGCAUUCCCUACUAGUACACACCUCAAGUACUUACAGAGCACCUGCUUGACAACUGAAUAACUUUACAAUGCUUUUAGAAAAAACUGCUUUCUGACUCCAGUCUGUUCCUUAAUGUUCUGCAGGUGUUCGGGAACCUUGUAGUUCUGGUAGAUUACUGUCUGAAAUGUAGCAUUAGAGGGUAAAUGUAGUGUUAGAGGGUAAAUGUAGUGUUAGAGGGUAAAUGUAGUGUUAUAGAGGGUAAAUGUAGUGUUAUAGAGGGUAAAUAUAGUGUUAUAGAGGGUAAAUGUAGUGUUUUAGAGGGUAAAUGUAGUGUUAGAGAUAAAUGUAGUGUUAGAGGGUAAAUGUAGUGUUAUAGAGGGUAAAUGUAGUGUUAUAGAGGGUAAAUGUAGUGUUUUAGAGGGUAAAUGUAGUGUUAGAGAUAAAUGUAGUGUUAGAGGGUAAAUGUAGUGUCAGAGGGUAAAUGUAGUGUCAGAGGGUAAAUGUAGUGUUAGAGGGUAAAUGUAGUGUUAGAGGGUAAAUGUAGUGUUGUAGAGGGUAAAUGUAGUGUUAUAGAGGGUAAAUGUAGUGUUAGAAAUAAAUGUAGUGUUAGAGGGUAAAUGUAGUAUCAGAGGGUAAAUGUAGUGUUAUAGAGGGUAAAUGUAGUGUUAGAGGGUAAAUGUAGUGUUAUAGAGGGUAAAUGUAGUGUUAGAGACAAAUGUAGUGUGAGAGGGUAAAUGUAGUGUUACAUGAUAGGAUGUACUCAGGCUCCAAAAGAUGUAGAAAACCUGUUUUCUCUCCAUGAUGUCAGUAGAUGUAGAUCAGCUGUAGUUCCUGGUUGUUCCACCAGGUGAAGCCUCUUCCUGUUUACUACUGUAGAGACCAGAAGAGGCUUUAGUUUCAGGACUCUUGUUUUUCAUACUAGUGCCAGCCACUGAAUUGGAUGUAUGAGUGGAUUCCACCCAAAAUACUACGUUCUGUCCGAGUACUAAUUGUGUAAUUAGACCAUAAUCAGCUAAAAUAACAACGGAAUCAUACUGUAGCCUUAGUAGACACUAGAUCUUAGAUGUAUGGAAGAUUGGACGGUGGUGAGACAUGACCCUGGAUUCACCUUCUUUACUCAGGCUGUGGCUGUUGUCCAUCACGGUCAGAAAUUCAGUCUUUGCUUCAAUUUGUGUUACUAGCACAGUUAUCCAAUUCAGUAGGUGGCGCUGUUGCAAACAGCAAAGGUCUUAAAACCUCCUCUGCUGCAGACAUGUUAGUUAUCUGAGGAUACCACUCAUGUUGGCUAGCAGAGAGCAUUGUGAGACAUUUACUAGCAGUGGGCACCAUGACAAAGACUUCUGAGGAGGUUAAUGAUCUUGAACCACAGCUGCUUCAGGCAGAGAUCCUGAUCUUUAGGAUUGGAUCAGGACAUCCCUAGAGUGAGAUUUUUGCAGGACUGUGAAGGCAAAAAGAAAACCUUUCUUAUUUUUUUCCCUAUUUUUCUGUUAUUUUUAAAAUGUAUUUGUUUGUGUGUAAUAUUCCACAUAGAGUUCAGCUGAAAGAAACUUGUUUUGCUGCAGGAAAUACAUAAUUGUGUUCAGUUGAAACAUCUGUUCUUCCACAAGUAUUAAACUUUACGCUGCACACUUGAAUAAAAGUGUAAUUUGAAAGUUGUUUUUUACAUUACUAUUGGACUUUUUACCACUUUAUCUGAAGAUAGUUUAUCUAAGUAAUUUGCUUUUGUUAAAAAAAAAAUAAAUGUUAAAAGUGUCAGAAAUAUUUACUUUAGUUUGAAUUCUGAUGAGGUCUUUAGACUGUGCAACGCUCGUCUUCUGUUCGUG
Molecule: messenger RNA, 2955 nt
Organism: Amphiprion ocellaris (clown anemonefish)
Lineage: Eukaryota; Metazoa; Chordata; Actinopteri; Pomacentridae
Product: olfactory receptor 52N4-like
Exons: 1
Coding region: 7-981 (324 amino acids)
Biological process (GO): G protein-coupled receptor signaling pathway
Cellular component (GO): membrane
Molecular function (GO): G protein-coupled receptor activity; olfactory receptor activity
Source: RefSeq, a predicted model, not a curated record